AUUUUUCCUCUGGCCAGGAGGGAUUUUAAAGGGGUUUAUCCUUCCCUUUAUAUUUAGGACACCCCCCACACACUGUUCACUCUCCCCCCAUUGAUAUUGUAGUCUCUCUCCCCCCAGUGCAGCCGGAGGAGCCAGUAUCCCUAUCCCAUGCUGCUGAUCACUCCCCGCCACCCCGCCUCGAGAGAUCUUCCCACGCCCCACCCUCUUGGUAUCCUUCCCCUCCCCUGCCUGCAUCCUAGCUGGGACAAGUGAUUCGCCUUUCCCCUCUCCCCUAACCAUCCCUUCUGUCUCCUGCCUCGUGCCAAAAUACUGGGGGAAACUGUGGGUGGGGCCCCUCACCUUGACCCUGUGGUCCCACCCCUGCCAAAUCCCCCAUUUCUCCCUGUGGCUAAUCUCUUCACCACCACCACCGGGCCCUCUACCUCCACCACUCAUCGGGCGCCGCUGGACAUGGGUCCGGACUCUGCAGCUGCCAUGGCCACGGUCCCCUCCAGUUUCCAGGGAGCCUCCUUGGCUGGUCAAAAGGGCCAGGGGAAGAAAAAGGGCAAGAGCCCGCCCGCCUCCCGGGGUGUCAAGAAGGCCUCACGCUUGCGGCGGGCGAGUUCCCUCUGGCUGUUCCGCUGGCUGGAGGUCUCCCCGGCUCCGGCUGCUGUUGCUGCUCGGGGUGGCCCUGCCGGCCUGCCCUCCGGGGGCCAGCGGCUGACCCCACCUCCAUCUCUGGGGUAUUGCCUGGCUGGCUGCGGGUUGCUUGCUGCUGCUCCCUUGAGCCGGCUGCUGUUACCAUUCAGGAGGAGGACCCUGUUCGGGGAGCGCGCAGACGGGUGCUGGACACCGUGGAGGGGCUUCGUUGCUGAACUGAGUGACUCUCCUCUUUGCUCCUGGGGUGGUGGUAGCGACAGUUGUUGUGGGGAGCAGGGGGAGUGGUGUGGGGCCCUCCCCCUAGCCCAUCUGCUCCCACCUCCAGCACCCCCACUUACCAUCUGGACCUGCUCUUCACCCCUCCACACGGGGCAGGGAUAGCUCAGUGCUUUGAGCAUUGGCCUGCUAAACCCAGGGUUGUGAGUUCAAUCCUUGAGGGGGCCAUUUAGGGAUCUGGGGCAAACACUGGGGACUGGUCCUGCUGCGAGCAGGAGGUUGGAUGAGAUGAUAGCAGGCCAAUGCUCAAACCAAUUCAUUGAUUCCCUGCAGUGCAGUGGCCUGGGGGUGCAGCGGGGCUGGAAGGGAUUGUCCGGCUGAGGGUUUCGAACUUAACAGUUAAGGGAAGCUCAUGGUAACCCCGCCCAAAGCUUCCUUGUAAAAGAGCCUCGCGCUGAUGAAGUGUAAGGAAUAUGAAAGCAACACCUCUUUUUGUCGCCUGGGGGCUCAUGUGAUUCCUCCCCUCCCAGAGACUGGAUAGAACCCAGGAGUCCUGGCUCCCAGCCCCCUUACUCUAGCCUACUAGACCCCACUCCACUCUCAAAGCAGGGGCCAGAACCCAGGAGUCCUGUGCUGGAGGCUGGACCUGGGGUGGGCCUUUCCCUGAAAUGGGCAGACCCACCCUCACCCCCCCACCCCCACCAGCUGCCUACCUAAGAGGCUCCCCUUCCUGAACCAUAUGAGAUAUGGCUGUAGGGUCCCAUGCCACAUCCCCUUACUGAAGAAGUGUGGCUGUGUGAUCCCCUCAUGGGAUCACCAUUCUCAUGCCCUGGUGCUCCUUGCCCUUUCUGGGGCUCUUGCCAGAGGCUCCUUCCCUCCUGGGACCUAUCUCUGCACUUCCAAUCCCCUCGCCGUCCCUUGAAGGGUGUGGCUGUCUCAUCCCUGGGGCCUCUCCCCAGCCCUGGGAGUACGGCUCUGUGCUCCCAGGCAGGGUGGGACCCUGCGUCCAGACCCUUCCCCCCUCCCCAACUCUCCAACGUGGGCUGUCACUUACAAUGCCUUGCCAGUGACAAGCAGCCAACCCCUCCAGGCGCUGAGGUCACUCUGCCAACAACAGGCAGGGAGACACCCAGCUCAAUUGCAUGACUGAGGUAGAGAGUGUCACCCCCCCACCCCCAGCUUGUAUCUCCAUGGGGGAGAAGGAGUCAAAAGCAGAUGGGGGGCAUGCUGGGAUGGAGUGAGGGAGACCCCUGGUAGAAUAUAUGGGGAUGCAGAAAGUGGGGGUGACCCCGGCAGAAUAAUGAGAGGUGCAAGGAUUGGGCGUGACCCCUGGAAAGAUAUUGGGGGGGACAGGGGGACAGGGAUCUCCCAGCAGUGGGGUGAAGGAGUGAGCAGAAUCCCCUGAUGGGGGGAGUCCAGGGUCUCCUGUGCGGGCUGUGGGUCCCUGGGGUUGAAGUCCCAGGAAAUGAAAGUGUGGAUAGAACAAAACUUGGGAGAACAGAGAGACAGAAGGAAACCUGUAACCUAUUCUACAGCAGCCCAGGGUGGUCAUCCCUCCCUCAAUGCCCAAUUUCCCCACCUCCACCCUAGCCUGCCCCACAGGGCCAGGGCAUUGGGCUUGCUCCAGAUUUACCCAGGGAUCAGAAUCCUGGCCUGAUUCCAUUGGCAUCAGUGGGGUGGCUCUGUAUUUACAGUGGGGUCCCUGAGGCGCUAGGUGCUGGCCCCAGUGCGGCACUAUGGGGCGCUAUGCUGCAGGUUGGGGGGCUCAGCGGGGGGCGCUCUCCCCUGGCAGGCAGUGCUGGCCCCAAUGCCCCAGCGUGGCGUUAGGGGGCGCUAUGCUGCUGGCAGGGGGCUUAGCAGGGGGCGUUCUCCUCGGGUACGCAAUGGCCCCAGGGACUCGGUGCAGGCUUUGGCUCACUGUGGUUUCCUUUGCAGCCUCUCUAGCUCCUCAUACCCUGGGACGAGAGUCACGGGAGGGGCGUUUCAUCCACCACAGGGGUGGAAAAAUUGGUGGCCACAGCUUCCUUCCCAGCUGGCUGUGGCUGGGGGUGUGAAGGGGGGCAGGAACUCAGCACUGGGGGGAGCGUGAUGACGUCUGAGACACUGAGAACACAGGAGACCUUGUGUGCUGCCUUCAUCCACCUUCAAAGCGCGUCUCUCCCAGCAGAGACACAUCCCAGCCCUGGCUGCCGACGGGCCCCGGAUCCUAAAUAUACCUCAGCUUGGCUCCUGAGACAGGGGAGUUCAGAGGCCGACGGCCCUUCGUGGGUGGGGGAACCCAUCACAUCAGCCAUGCCCAGAUUUGUUGCCUUCAUCCCCCUCCUCCUCUUCAUCUUCUCUGGGGCCUCCUCCCAUUGUCAGACAGGGACGCUCAAUGAAUGCAAGAAGCACACGGCCUUCGUUCCCGGGCACAGCUUGGUAGGAAUGGGCAUCGAUGUGACCAUGAUGGCCAGGAAGGGGGCUGAUCUGGUGGACAGCAGUGACUGGCAGAAUCCAGAUGGCACCUGCACCCUGUGCAGGAACCAACUGCAGGGAGGGCAGUGGCAGAGGCUGCCACUGGCUGUGGUGGACUGGAGGGUCCACGUCUCAUGCCAACACAGCCUGAGCAGCUCGGUGCCGCAGUCGGCGAUGGGCAUGAUGGAGUCCGCGGCGUCCCCGGUGCAGAACGACUGGAAGGUGGGGCUGGACGUGCCGGUGAAGCCCAAGGUUAAUGUCCAGGUGGCGCUGGCCGGAUCGCAUUCCAAACUGGCCAGUUUCCUGCUAGACCACAAGCGGAAGGACAAAUACAGCUUCAUGAGCCAUGAGGUCUCCUGCGACUAUUAUAGGAUCCGGGUCAGCGAGACGCCCCCGCUCACCAGCCAUUUCACUCUGGCGCUGGAGAACCUCCCGGAGCAGUACGACAGCAAAUCCAAGCUGGAGUACCAGCAGCUAAUCAGCAACUACGGCACCCACUACCUGUCCCAGAUGCAGCUGGGGGGCCGGGCAUGGGACGUGACGGCCGUGCGGGUCUGCGAAGCGGCAUUGAGCAGCUUGAGUGACGACGAGAUCAAGGACUGCUUGAGGAUGGAGGCAGCCAAGAGUAUCGGAAUGGGCUCAGUCAAGGGUGGGCACAGCAAGUGCGAGGAGGAGAAGAAGAAGGGGAAGAUCCAGGGGAGCUUCCACGAGACGUAUCGGGAGCGUCACAUGGAGGUGGAGGGAGGAGAGAGCAUGACUGAUGUGCUCUUCGGGAGUAAUGCCAAGGUCUUCCCCACCUGGAUAGAGAGCCUCAAAGCCAGCCCCGGUCUGGUGUCCUAUUCGCUGCACCCCAUCCACAUCCUGCUGGAGCAGGAUGACCCCAAGCGGGAGGCACUGAGGCGGGCAGUGAGUGAGUACAUCCGUGAGAGAGCCCUGUGGAGCAAUUGCACCCAAAGCUGCCCCUCGGGGACUCAACGCAGCGCCCAUGACCCCUGCUCCUGCCUCUGCCCCGGGGAUACCAUGACCAACACCAUGUGCUGCUCGCGGGAGCGCGGCCUGGGGAAGCUCACGGUGACAGUGAAGAGGGCCAGUGGCCUCUGGGGGGAUUACAUUACUGCUACGGAUGCCUUCGUCAAGGUCUUCUUUGAGAGAAGGGAAAUCCAGACCCGCACCAUCUGGAACAACAACAGUCCCAUCUGGAACGUCCCCUUGGACUUCGGUACCGUCCGCAUCACCAGCGCCAGCAAGAUCCGAGUCCAGCUCUGGGACGAGGACAAGUGGGACGAUGACCUGCUGGGAAGCUGCGACAUCCCGCUGGAGGCUGGGGGACCCCACCAGAAGGAUUGCUACCUGAACCACGGCCGCAUCUGGUUCCAGUACAGCCUGCGCUGUGGGCCUCACCUCGGGGGCCGGAGCUGCUUCGACUAUGUCUCCCAGCCACCCUAGCAGAGCACAGCCAAGGGGAAGGAGGUGGAGGCCUUCUGGUCAAUAGCACUCCUUAUCCCCCAGAGCAUUUCCAAGCUCUCGCUCUGCUAACGCUACUGAGCUUCAUGCUGUUACUCCUGCUCAGGUAUUGGUCUUUCCUAUACCCAGAAGAGACGGUCUGCUCCUGUGGCCCGAUGUCCUCACAACUCCCACUGGGAAAAUAUCCCAGCAUGAACUGCCCAUUCCAGAUCCCUCAGACCAGCCUGUCCAAUGAUUCCAGCCAUCCAAGGUGCCCAUCUCACCAACAAACCAAGGCGUUCACCUACCGCAUCCAACCUAUCUGCCCCCCGCAUCCAGCCAACUGCCAGCCAACCGACCAACCAGUUGUUGCAUUUAGUUUAUCCAAGGUAUUCAACCAGUAAACCACCAAUUGGAUGUAGUGUAUCCAAUUUAUCCAACCAACCUCUCAAAGAAUGUGUGACGUGCAUCCACCAUAUCCAUCCCUCCAACCAACCAGUGCAUAUAUCUCGUGCAUCCAACAUAUGCAACAAACCAACCAAUUAAUGUAUCCAGUGCAUCCAAACAGCCAUUCAAUUUAUCUAGAGCAUCCAAUGUAAAAAGCCAGCCCGCCAGCCAACCAACAAAUGAAUGUGUUUCGGAUGUCCACUGUAACCAACCAAGAAAUGUAUUUAGCGUAUCCUGCCAACCAGUGUAUCCAAUGCACCUAAUGUAUCCAUCCAGGCAACCAACCAGUGUAUGUACCUAGUGCAUCUGGUGUAGCCACGCAACUAAUAUCUUAUCUCCGUCCAACCAACAUGUGUAGCCAGUGCAACCAACCAACCCAUGAAUGUCAAGUUCAUCCAGUCAACCAAUAUUGCAGGUAGUGCAACUAAUCCCCCACCCCACGUAUCCAUCCACCCACUGUCAUUGCCUGUCUAGUGCAUCCAGCUGAAAAGAGACCAUCAGGAGCAAAGCUCAGUCCCGUCCUAUUGUGGCAUCAGGGAUUAACCCUCUGCAGAAACCCGAAGAGACUCCAGCCAUGGGCACAGUUCUAAACACCAGUGGAUGGGAUGGGCUCCUGGAGGGAGGAUUCAUUAGAGGGCUGUUCCCUAGCUGUCAUUUCUGUGGCUUUCCACAAUUAUCCAGUACCUUUGGGGUUAACUAUCUCAUCCUGAAUGUGCAGGCCCCACCUACUAUCUAGCUGGAUGUUCCAUGCUCAGAUGAUCAGCAGAGAUGAUGCGACAUUACUUGCCAUUGGUAGGAUUCAGAGUGAACACCCACAAGGACAUGCCACAGGCCUAUUGGUUCAGGCUAUCAGCAGGCUCAGGGAGAUGGCACAGCAUUGGGGUCACCCUGGAAAGGGAAAAUUCCCCCUACUUCUGGGAUUAAAGCAUCUUCCUGGCUCACCCCUAUCUGCAUCUGUGAGAGCCUAGAUCCAUGGUGCUGUUAACUGGUAAUGAGGGUUGUUAACUCUGAACCCUACUGACUGUAAGUUCAGUAUCUCCAGCCUGUUAAAAUGCCGGGCAGCUUUGCAUCUCCACCACAAAAUGAUUUGCUUCUGGUAGGAUUCCAGCUCUCUGGAUCUUUGCAAAUGUAUCUCCUUUCUUCAAUAAACAUUUGUGCAAGCAAA
Chelonia mydas (Green sea turtle) is the source of this 6364-nucleotide messenger RNA. Its product is annotated as perforin-1. Gene Ontology annotation, biological process: immune response. The transcript has 3 exons. NCBI's taxonomy places the organism in Eukaryota, Metazoa, Chordata, Testudines, Cheloniidae. The record is from RefSeq and is a predicted model, not a curated record. Gene Ontology annotation, cellular component: membrane attack complex. The coding region runs from base 2944 to 4755 and encodes 603 amino acids.